Molecule: messenger RNA, 3316 nt
Organism: Paramacrobiotus metropolitanus
Lineage: Eukaryota; Metazoa; Tardigrada; Eutardigrada; Parachela; Macrobiotidae
Product: atrial natriuretic peptide receptor 1-like
Exons: 19
Coding region: 124-3195 (1023 amino acids)
Biological process (GO): cGMP biosynthetic process; receptor guanylyl cyclase signaling pathway; intracellular signal transduction
Molecular function (GO): ATP binding; peptide receptor activity; guanylate cyclase activity
Source: RefSeq, a predicted model, not a curated record
AGCGCGGCAUGAAUAACACCCCCGUGUACCGCCUGCGGCUCGAUGAUACACUGAAUCCCGUGGGCAUUUCGUCGGAAAGCAGCCUGGUCCUCUGUUUUCGUUGCGCCAGUUGCGAGUAAAGAAAUGUGCCUGCAUAGCGCUCGCUGGUUUGUUGUGUGCCUGCUGUUGCGCACUUGGCCGAUCAGCGGUCAAAGCCAGCGCGAUACCCCGGUCGCCGCGGUCCUGGAGGUCCGAGUAAUCAGUGUGCAGUUAUUGGACCCUAGCGUGUCGUUAGGGCUGGCGUGGACAGGCGCGGCUAUGCAUCUUGCCGUGCAGCGUGCCAACGAGCAAUACGAUGAACGGGGACUGCGGUUCGUGGUGCGGCCUGUGGAUGAUAUGUACAACCAGUCCUGCCCGACGGUUGGCUCCACCGGAAUCCAGCUACUCACUGGUUACUAUUACCAGCACAAUCUGGGCCAACAUACGCCGGGCAUCUGCAACAUCUUCUUCACCAACACGUGUGUGGACUACUUGCAGCUGCUGUAUUUGUCCAGUGAAUGGAAUGCCUUCUUUUUGCAUAAUGGCAUGGUACCGCAACUCUCGCUUCCCCGUUUAUCGACGCCCGCGAAUCUGCUCAACCUGGCGGGAAGCGAAGUGGGCCUGGCGCGAACUUUGUGGAGCGUCUUGAACUUUUUUGGCUGGUCGCAUGUGACCUUCUUCCUGGAUUCUCGCGCCCCCACCAUCCUGUACUCCGCCGUCUGCAACGCCGCCAAGGUUUUGGCGCUCCAGGAUGGCCGCGCCAAUACCAGCACCAUCGCUACCUAUCCUUUCCAGGGCAAUGACAACGCCUCUGUUAUUGAUAGUUUGUUGCGUGCGAAGCAGAAUAGCCGUGUCUUCAUCCUAGGAGCCUCGGCAUUCGUCGCCUACAAGAUAAUGGACCUUGCCAGUCAGCUCGGAAUGACCAACGGAGAAUACGUGUUCAUCAGUGUACAGACUGUCCAGAACAUUUACUAUGGAAAGGUUUCGCUGUUCAACAAUCCGACGCCUUUGAUGUUGAACCUGACGUGGAACUUCAUCUACGUCAUCCUCCAUGAAUCCGACAACUCCGAUUACGAGCAACACCUGAACGGCGAACUGCGUCAUAUGGCCUAUGAUCUGUACAAUACGACCUAUGAGCCAGGAAUACAGCCACUGAACAAUUACGCAACGCGCAGCGCCUACAGGUCCUUCGAGCUGCUCAGCAGCGUCCUGGCCGACAAUCUGGACGGAUACCGCAACCUUACAGCGGCACAGCGAGCAGCCUUCUGCGCCGGCGACCACCUGACUUCGCUCUUCCUCAACCGUACCUUUAAGCUGCCACACGCCGACGUCCGGGUCGACGGCAACGGAAUGUCCAGCAUGGACGUGGAUAUCUGGAUGUUCAAUUCGCAGACAAGAAAUAUGACCAUGUUCGCCGUGUAUCGUUCCGUCAGCGGCGCCUUCGAGCUGAGAAACACUUCGGUGCUGGACUGGCCGACCGGCAGUCUACCGUUGGAUGUCCCACUUUGCGGCUUCAGUGGAAGAGAAGGACCCUGCGCGUCAGCCGGAUCGGUUUUGAAUAUCGCUCUUCCCGUCGCCAUUGGCAUCAUGGUAGCGCUCUUGACCGCAUCCUGCGCAGUUCUAUUUGGUGUAAGGAAACGAGCGCGGCGUAAUGCCUAUUGGUGGUUGAUCAGCGGAGACGAACUGGACGUCAGCCUGGUUAUGGGCGGCGCUGAAGUUACUAAUCCAGUGUCAUGGAGGAGAAGGACAGUCUGGCUGACGGCGUUGGAGAUCCAAGGACGGCCCAAUCUGCAGCUGCUGGCACAGCUCGUUCCCGAUGCAAGGCAUCCUAAUGUCAAUGAUCUCCUGGGAAUUGCUAUUCUGCCGCAUCGAGCCUUCCUUCUGGCGGAAUAUUGCAAGCGCGGCUCCCUUAUGGCCUUGCUGGAAGUGACAAAACUGGACCAGGAGUUCCAGUUGGCGAUGGCACGCGAUCUGGCAAAGGGUCUGGCUUACCUGCACGGCACUAUCGGGCGGCCGCAUGGUCGCCUCAGCUCGGACUGCUGUCUCAUCGACGACCGCUUCACACUGCGCAUCGGCCAGUUCGGCUUCGCCGCCAUUGCUCACGCUCUCUUACCGAUCAAAGACGUCGACGGCAUUGACUUGACUUUCCCGGCGGACAUCUACGCCGUUGGCCAGAUCCUCUUGUUGAUCAUCCACCAAUCCACGAGCAAGAUACCGUCCACAUUGGCGGUAGCGUUGGAAGCGGACGAAGGCGACAGUGACGCGGUGAAUUACGAUAUCCAGCGGAGCCUGACACUUUUAGCCAGCCGAUGUCAUCAUCCUAAUCCAGCGCUGCGCCCCACCGCCAAGCAGGUGCUGACCACCAUCGGACGGUUACUCGUGCCAGGGCAGCCGACAUCCCGCAAUCUCGUCGAAAGCAUCCUUCGCCGCUUCGAAGCGUACACGCUGACGUUGAACGAAGCGGUGCGGUUGAAGACCGAAGAGCUGCAGAGUGAGCGGAAGAAAUGUGACAAUUUGCUGAGGGAACUGCUCCCCAGAUCGGUGGUCGAUCAGCUGCGCAACCGCGAAACGAUGGUAGCGGAGUAUUACUCCUGUGUUAGCAUUUUCUUUUCCGACCUUGACGGCUUCGUCAGCUGGGUUAGCUGCGCUCCACCCGAGACGGUCAUCGACACGGUGACAUCAGUAUGUAGCGCCUUUGACGGUGCCAUCCAGGAUAUGGAUGUGUACAAGGUGGAGACUGUGCGUGACAGCUACAUGACAGUCAGCGGCAUUCCGGAACGGGGAGACAACCAGCACGCCGUGGAGAUCUGUCGGAUGGCUAUUAAGCUGAUGAAAGUGUUCGAAAGUACUAGACCGACUAUCAAUAGGCAAGCAGCGUUGCAGGAUGAGGACCCAUCGGAGUCGGUUACGCUGCGAUUGCGGUGCGGCAUCCACUCAGGUUCUUGUGCUGCCGGGGUGGUUGGCAUGCGCGUUCCUCGCUACUGCUUGUUUGGUGACACAGUGAACGUCGCGGCCCGUAUGAACAGCCACGGCCAAGGCGGGCGCAUUCAUCUCAGCCAGGCCAGCCGCGAUCUCCUCGCUACCAGCGACGCCCGCCGCCGCUUCACUGUGAAAGAGCGGGGACUGCUGUCCAUUAAGGGCAAAGGGGACAUGUGCACCUUCUGGCUCCUCCUCUAAGCGCCGCUAACAUACCCGCUACUCCGUACUCUACAGGAACUGAAUGGACAGCGAACGAUUACCAUAACUUUGCGUCUGGCAUACAUAGUCUGCAGAAGCAGGCGUACCGAUUUAUUAUCAG